This is a messenger RNA of Mangifera indica (mango), 1692 nucleotides long. RefSeq names its product solute carrier family 35 member F5-like. The coding region runs from base 308 to 1489 and encodes 393 amino acids. The transcript is spliced from 8 exons. Lineage: Eukaryota; Viridiplantae; Streptophyta; Magnoliopsida; Sapindales; Anacardiaceae. Gene Ontology annotation, biological process: regulation of peptide transport. The record is from RefSeq and is a predicted model, not a curated record.
CAGUCUCCAUUACCAACGCCAAACAUAGGAAAGGAAAAUUUUAACUGCAAAUUUCAAUGCAAAGCUGCAGACUUGAUCAAGGUUCGGCACUUUGAUAUUCACAAAUUUUUCAUUUUUAAUAAUUAAAAAAGGGACCAUUUGCAGGCUUCUUAUCCUAAAUUUUGGGUAUUUUGUUUGGUAUGAGGUGCCUAGAACUUCUCACCUGAAGAUGAAUAUUUUAUAGCAUAAAAAAAGAGAAUAAACGGUUACCCAGUUCAUAGUUUGAGUCAAGCUUUGAGUUUGCAGAGCUUUGAUUGUGUUGUGGGUGAUGGGUUGGAAAUACAACGCUGGGUUAGGCUUGAUUGGCAGUGUUGUGUUUAUAUGGGUCACCUCUGCGGAGAUCACUCAGAGAAUCUUUGUAGAGUAUAGACAGCCAUUUGCACUUACAUAUCUGGGGGUGUCUCUCAUGGUAAUAUAUUUGCCCGUGGCACUUCUGAAAGAUUGUGUCUGCAGCUUCUUGGGUGCAACCGUUUUUAGGAAUUUUUCACAUGAGAUGUCUGUGUCAAGCACUUCUACUGGACUUGAUAUUCCUCUUAGAAUCAAUGAGUUGCAGGACGGUUCAGAAACUGAUCUGCAAAGUAGACUACUUAGUGCCAAAUAUCUUAGUGAAAGGGAAGAGGGGGGGCCUUUGCUCCCAAAGAAUGAGGAAGAUGAUCCGCCUAUGCUUGAAGACAGCAGUUAUCUUCAUUCAUGGGACAUUGCCAAGUGCAGUUUGUAUCUUACUCCUGUAUGGUUUUUGACAGAGUAUCUAUCAAACUCUGCUCUGGCCAAUACUAGCGUAGCAAGUACGACUGUCCUAACUUCUACAUCGGGGCUCUUUACGCUUUUCUUUGGAGCUCUACUUGGCCAGGACUCCAUUAGUAUUGCAAAAGUGGUUGCUGUCUUUGUAAGUAUGGCAGGUGUUGCAAUGACAACAGCUGGAAAAACUUGGGCAAAAGAUGAAUAUCUAAGCAUCUCUGAGUCUAGAAGGCACUCAAUCACAGGGGACAUUUGCGGCCUUCUCUCUGCAAUUUCAUAUGGAUUAUUUACAGUGCUGCUCAAAAAAUCUGCCGGGUCCGAAGGAGAUAAGGUGGACGUGCAAAAGUUCUUCGGAUAUAUUGGUCUCUUCUGUCUCCUUGGUCUUUGGUGGUUAAUAUGGCCGCUGAACGCAGCAGGACUUGAGCCUCAAUUCGAGUUUCCACAUUCAGCAUCUGUUGAAGAAGCUGUGCUGUUCACUGGCUUGGUGGGGAGUGUUCUCUCAGACUACUUAUGGGCCCUUUCUGUGGUUUGGACAACUCCGUUAGUCGCAACGCUUGGCAUGUCCUUAACGAUACCCCUAGCAAUGUUAGCUGACAUGGUUAUUCACGGCCGGCACUAUUCUGCAAUCUACAUCCUUGGAUGCAUUCAAGUAUUUGCAGGUUUCGUUAUAGCCAAUCUAUCUGACAAGUUUUCGGCAAAGGGGGAAUUGUAGCAGUAGCAGCAAGCAAGAUAGUGUAAAAAUCUUGAAUGAGAAUGUAAAAUACUUAAGGAUUUUGAAGCAACAAGUAAUGCUCUCUUAUUAUUAUAAUGCAAAAUGUGAAUAAGGAACAAACAGCAGCAAACCCUAGUUAUCUAUAUGGUUCUGUGUGAAUUAUCAAAUUUUGUUUUCAUAAAAGAAACAUAAGCUUUGUUUUA